AUGCUUGGGCGUGCCCCUUCAACUAUUAUUACUGAUGAUGACAAAGCUAUGGCUAAGGCCAUUGCAGAGGUACUCCCAAAUACAACUCACCGGUUAUGCUUGUGGCAUAUUUUACAAAAAUUUCCAGAACAUUUGGCACAAGUCUAUAACAAGUUUCCAGACUUUCAAAAAGAGUUCCAUCAUUGUAUCCAUGAUACAAUAACAGUUGAUGAGUUUGAGGAGGAAUGGGUUACCAUACUAGUGAAGUAUGGUCUAGUAGGUAAUGAUUGGCUGCAAAAUCUUUACAACCGACGAGAGAAGUGGGUUCCAGCUUAUUUGCGAACCACAUUUUGUGCCGGUAUGUCAACCACACAAAGGAGCGAGAGCAUGAAUAAAUUUUUCAAGGAUUACGUGCGAUCAAGCACGAUGGUGAGUGACUUUGUGCAUCAGUACGAGAAAGCAUUAGAUGCACGCUAUUUUAAGGAGAAAGAGAAGGAUGUAAGAACAAAAUCGAGUAGGCCGGUUUUGAAAACAUGUUGGGGAAUUGAAGAAGAAGCAGUCAAAGUGUAUACAAGGAAGUCCUUCAGUAUCUUUCAAGCUGAGCUAUUCAAUUGCCAACGGUACAAAGCAACAAAAGUUCAGACUGAGGGUGAAAGUAAGAUGCAUAUCCUAUGUGUCUUCAUGAAGAAAUCAAAUUUAGAUUGUUUGCCACCUAACUAUGUUCUUGAAAGAUGGACCAUAAACGCUAAGAGUCGAGCUAUCCGUGAAAUAUCAAAUUAUGAGGGCCAUAUUUCAAAUGGAGAAGAUCAGAUAAUGCGAAAAAGUCAUUUGAUGAUGCAGUUUUAUGACAUUGCAGAACUUGGCUCACAAUCAAGGUUUCAAAUGGAACAUCUUUCUCUUGCCUUGGACAAGGUACACAAGGAGUUGCUUUUGAUGGAUACCAUGGGAGAACAAAAUCUAGAAGCCGGAGACAUGUCAUGCUAUGGAAAGAUAUCGAUUCACCAACCCCAUUCCUCUGGAAAUUCAACCACUGGUGGUGGCUUAUUGGCCAGUGUUGCUGUUGCUGCUGUUGGACUUACAUAUCAAUCCGUUAAUGAUGUGUUAUUUUAUCUGAAUUUUUUCAUAGGAGACUCCCAAAUAUUGCAUAAUACUCCUGUAGUUUGA
Juglans regia (Persian walnut) is the source of this 1143-nucleotide messenger RNA. RefSeq names its product protein FAR1-RELATED SEQUENCE 5-like. The record is from RefSeq and is a predicted model, not a curated record. NCBI's taxonomy places the organism in Eukaryota, Viridiplantae, Streptophyta, Magnoliopsida, Fagales, Juglandaceae. The transcript has 3 exons. Gene Ontology annotation, biological process: regulation of DNA-templated transcription. Bases 1 to 1143 code for a protein of 380 amino acids.